Molecule: messenger RNA, 2358 nt
Organism: Oxyura jamaicensis (ruddy duck)
Lineage: Eukaryota; Metazoa; Chordata; Aves; Anseriformes; Anatidae
Product: sucrase-isomaltase, intestinal-like
Exons: 20
Coding region: 109-2265 (718 amino acids)
Biological process (GO): carbohydrate metabolic process
Molecular function (GO): carbohydrate binding; alpha-1,4-glucosidase activity
Source: RefSeq, a predicted model, not a curated record
ACGAGGAGCAGCUGAGGGGAUUGGGGUAGCUUAGUCUGGAGAAAAGGAGGCUGAGGGGAGACCUCAUUUCACUCUACCACCCCCUGAAAGGAGGUUGCAGCAAGGAGGAUGUCUGUCUCUUCUCUCAGGUGGGACAGUCCCCUGGUUGACCUAUUUUUCUCCAACCAGUACCUCCAGAUUACAACAACUGUUCCAUCCACAUCGGUGUACGGGUUUGGUGAACAUGAGCACGUGUCCUUCAAACACAACAUGGACUUUGUUACCUAUGGCAUGUUCAGCAGGGAUCAGGCACCAACGCCAUUUGCCAAUCUCUAUGGAGUUCACCCUUUCUAUAUGUGUGUAGAAGAUGACUCCAAUGCCCACGGCGUUCUCCUUCUGAACUCCAAUGCGCAAGAUGUUUCUCUGAGCCCAAACCCAUCCUUAACUUUCCGCACCAUUGGAGGAAUCCUUGACUUCUAUGUCUUCCUUGGGCCAACACCCGAAAACGUAGUUCAGCAGUACACAGAGGCCAUUGGACGCCCACACAUGCCUGCCUACUGGUCCCUGGGAUUUCAGCUCUCCCGGUGGGGUUAUGGCAACAUUGAUGUCUUAAAGGAAACCGUCAACCGCAUGCACCGCUAUGAUAUCCCCUAUGAUGUCCAGCAUCUUGACAUCGACUACAUGGAACGUCGCCUAGAUUUUACCUAUGACAAAGAGAAUUUUGCAGGUCUGCCAGAGUACCUCCAAGAGCUGAAGAAAGCAGGAAUGCACAACGUCAUUAUUCUGGAUCCUUUCAUAACUAAGGACGAAGAACCAGGUACUUACAGGCCAUACGACCUUGGAGAGGAAAUGGGAGUCUGGGUGAACAACUCUGACGGUGUAACUCCUGCUGUUGGACAGGCCUGGCCUCCCGGAGAUUCAGUAUUUCCAGACUACACCAACCCGAGGACAGUCGAGUGGUGGACCCAGUUGUGUCUGGAGUUUAAGAAUGUCCUUGACUAUGACGGGAUCUGGAUUGAUAUGAAUGAACCAUCCAAUUUCUUAAGAGGCCAGUUUCCUGGAUGUGCUGAUAAUGAUAUCAAUAAUCCUCCUUACAUUCCCAGCAUUUCUGAUCGUUCCCUGGCUGAAAAGACAUUGUGCCCCGACUCCAGGACUUAUCUGGGAGAGCACUACAACACACAUUCCCUCUUUGGCUGGUCACAGACUGCACCAACUUUCCAUGCUGCCCAGCAGGCAACUGGUAAGCGGGCAUUUGUCCUGAGUCGGUCUACCUUCGUCGGCAGUGGGAAGCACGGGGGUCACUGGCUGGGCGACAACUUCUCCCAGUGGAAGGACAUGCACUACUCUAUCAUUGGCAUGCUGGAAUUCAACCUCUUUGGCAUCCCCUAUAUUGGUGCUGACAUCUGUGGGUUUAACUACAACACUACCUACGAACUCUGCUUGCGCUGGAUGCAGCUUGGCUCUUUCUACCCAUUUUCCAGAAACCACAAUGCAGAGGGAAACAUGGAGCAAGACCCCGCGUUUUUUGGAGCAGAGUUUGCCAAGAUAUCUCGAGCUACGCUCCGGAUCAGAUACUCCCUUCUGCCAUACCUCUACACCUUGUUCUUUGAGUCUCAUGUUCAUGGCAACACAGUGGUACGAUCGCUGAUGCAUGAAUUUACCUCUGAUCAGCAGACUCAUGGAGUAGAUACUGCCUUCCUUUGGGGACCUGCAUUUAUGGUUGCUCCUGUUCUCGAAGAGGGAGCGAGAUCUGUGGAUGUGUAUUUCCCUGAAGCAACGUGGUUUGACUACUACACUGGUUACAAAGUGCCAAGUGCCUGGCGCGGGACGUAUGCUACCGUUGAUGCCCCGUUGAACAAGAUCCCUCUGUUCAUCCGUGGAGGCUACAUUCUGCCAGAACAGGCUCCAGCCACCACAACUACCAAGAGCCGCCUGAACCCAUUUGGGCUCAUUAUUGCCCUGAAUGAACAAGGAGAAGCUUCUGGGUCUCUCUUUUGGGAUGACGGUGAUUCAAUCGAUACUAUUGAAAAUGAGAACUACUUCUUGGCUAAAUACACAUACAGCGCAAGCAACCUGAAGACAGAAAUACUUAAAAACGGCUACCGGGGGGCUGACUCUCUGAGGUACAACAAAAUAACAAUUCUGGGCCUGAAACUGAAACCUCACACUGUCACUCUGAAUGGAAGAGCCAUCCACAGAGAUGCCUUCUCCUAUGAGCUGAAUGGGAAACUCACUCUAAGGAUUUCUGCCCCACUUACUCAACCUCUCAACAUCGCAGUUUACUAAAAUGUUCAGAAAAUACUGAUAUCCUUGGCCCUCAGACAUUGAUCUUUGGUUUUAUGUAAAAAAGCAUUUAGUCAUUAAAGUGUUGCUUACACA